Molecule: messenger RNA, 10836 nt
Organism: Oncorhynchus masou masou (cherry salmon)
Lineage: Eukaryota; Metazoa; Chordata; Actinopteri; Salmoniformes; Salmonidae
Product: ceramide synthase-like
Exons: 6
Coding region: 8371-9264 (297 amino acids)
Biological process (GO): ceramide biosynthetic process; lipid homeostasis
Cellular component (GO): membrane; endoplasmic reticulum
Molecular function (GO): sphingosine N-acyltransferase activity
Source: RefSeq, a predicted model, not a curated record
AUUUCUAUUUUUCCCGUUUAUCAAAAGUGCUGGAAAAACUUCUCAAUAAUCAUCUGACUGGCUUUGUUGAUGUCGAUAGUAUUCUCUCGGUUAUGCAAUCUGGUUUCCGCUCAGGUUAUGGAUGUGUCACUGCAACCUUAAAGGUCCCCAAUGUUGUCACCAUUGCUCUUGAUGUUAAAACCUCUCUGGGAUAUGUGGGACGCUAGCGUCCCACCUGGCCAAAAGCCAGUGACAAUGCAGAGCGCCAAAUUCAAAUAAAUUACUAUAAAAAUCUAACUUUCAUGAAAUCACACAUGCAAGAUAGCAAAUUAAAGCUACACUUGUUGUGAAUCCAGCCAACAUGUCAGAUUUCAAAAAGGCUUUUCGGCAAAAGCAAACGAUGCUAUUUUCUGAGGAUAGUACCAUAGUAAACAGAGAGAGAAGCAUAUUUCAACCUUGCAGGCGCAACACAAAACGCAGAAAUAAAAAUAUAAUUCAUGCCUUACCUUUGACGAGCUUCUUUUGUUGGCACUCCAAUAUGUCCCAUAAACAUCACAAAUGGUCCUUUUGUUUAAUUAAUUCCGUCGAUAUAUAUCCAAAAUGUACACUUAUUUGGCGCGUUUGAUCCAGAAAAACACCAGUUCCAACUUGCGACUACAAAUAUCUCAAAAGUUACCUGUAAACUUUGCCAAAACAUUUCAAACUACUUUUGUAAUACAAUUUAGGUAUUUUUUAACUUAAAUAAUCGAUAAAAUUGAAGACAGGAUGAUCUGUGUUAAAUACAGGAGGGAAACAAACUGUAGCUAGCUUUCUGUUCACGCGCCUCUAUUGUGAUGUGUCUUUUGUCCUAUAUUUAUAUUGUAUUUAUUUUAAAUUUUUAAUCCCAGGCCCCCGUCCCCACAGGAGGCCUUUUGGUAGGCCGUCAUUUUAAAUAAGAAUUUGUUCUUCAACUGACGUUUUUGUUAAAUAAAGGUUCAAUUUAAAAAAAUGAUGAGAAGCGGUUGGCUGCAUGUGCAAGGUUUAGGUGGAAUGCUGCGUUGGGCUCUAUUGAGUUAAGGAAGAUUGUGAAAAGCCUCAUUGCCCAAAACCUCGCCUUUCUCCCCCCAUUGCUCAGUUCCUAGAGCUGGCCACCUGGUCAAAGAGUCUUGAUGGUUCCGAAACGUUUCCAUUUAAGAAUGGAGGCCACUGUGUUCUUGGGGACCUUUAAUGCUGCAGAAAUUUUUUGGUACCCUUCCGUGAGGUAAACCAGAAUUGGAGGAUCCUCCAUCAUUGUUUAAAUCUCCAGUUUUGUAACAUUUUGGCUUCAGUCGAUUUACAACUACAAUGGACAAAGAGUUGUGGAUAAAAAGUUUGUAGUAUGUUCUCCACUGCUAAACGAGAAUAGCCUAUGCAGAGUGGCGCGUGUAGAUUGUUGUUUUUCAGACGAUCACAAAUCAUCAAAGCACCACUAUAGAGCCUCCUCGUGUGAUAAAGCAAGUUAGGAGGUUAUAGAAUUAAAAGGAUGGAAUUAAAGUUAAAUGAGAGGUACAGUGCUUUCGGAAAGUAUUCAGAGCCCUUGACUUUUUCAACAUUUUGUUACGUUGCAGGUUGCACGUUGCGUUGCAGCCUUAUUCUAAAAUGUAUUAAAUUGUUUCCCCCCUCAUCAAUCGACACAAUACCUAAUAAUGACAAAGCAAAAACGGUAAAAAAAAGAAAAAGUUUUGCUAAUUUAUAAAAAAUUAUAAGUAUUCAGACCCUUGACUCAGUACUUUGUAUUCGCUGCCAAAGGUGCUUCAACAGUCUUGAGUCUUUGAUAUGAUGCUACAAGCUUGGCAUGCCUGUAUUUGGGGAGUUUCUCCCAUUCUUCUCUGCAGAUCCUCUCAAUCUCUGUCAGAUUGGAUGGGGAGCGUUGCUGCACAUCUAUAUUCAGGUCUCUCCAGAGAUGUUCGAUUGGGUUCAAGUCCAGGCUCUGGCUGGGCUACUCAAGGACAUUCAGAGACUUGUCCCAAAGCCACUCCUGCAUUGUCUUUUCUGUGUGCUUAGGGUAUUUGUCCUGAUGGAAGGCGAACCUUCCCCCCAGUCUGAGGUCUUGAGCACUCUGGAGCAGGUUUCCAUCAAGGAUCUCUCUUUGCUCUGUUCAUGUUUGCCUUUCCAGUCCUAGUCCCAGUCCCUGCCUCUGAAAAACAUCCCCACAGCAUGAUGCUGCCACCACUAUGCUUCACCGUAGGGAUGGUACCAGGUUUCCUCAGGCCAAAGAGUUCAAUCUUGGUUUCAUCAGACCAGAAUCUUUUUUCUCAUGGUCUGAGAGUCUUUAUGUGCCUUUUGGCAAACUACAAGUGGGCUGUACUGUGCCUUUUUAUUGAGGAGUGAGCAAGUUCUCCCACUUAGAAAGAUGAGAGAGGCCUGUAAUUUUCAUCAUAGGUGUUCACUGUGUUCACUGUUGCUGGUAUUUUGGCCCAUUCUUCCAUUCAUAUCUCCUCUAGAGCAGUGAUGUUUUGGGGCUCUUGCUGUGCAACACGGACUUUCAACUCCCUCCAAAGAUUUUCUAUGGGGUUGAGAUCUGGAGACUGGCUAGGACACUCCAGGACCUUGAAAUGCUUCUUACGAAGCCACUCCUUCGUUGCCCGGGCGGUGUGUUUGGGAUCAUUGUCAUGCUGAAAGACCCAGCCACGUUUCAUCUUCAAUGCCCUUGCUGAUGGAAGGAGGUUUUCACUCACGAUACAUGGCCCCAUUCAUUCUUUCCUUUACAUGGAUCAGUCGUCCUGGUCCCUUUGCAGAAAAACAGCCCCAAAGCAUGAUGUUUCCACUCCCAUGCUUCACUAGUAGGUAUGGUGUUCUUUGGAUGCAACUCAGCAUUCUUUGUCCUCCAAACACGACGAGUUGAGUUUUAUCCAAAAAGUUAUAUUUUGGUUUAAUCUGACCAUAUGACAUUCUCCCAAUCUUCUUCUGGAUCAUCCAAAUGCUCUCUAGCAAACUUCAGACGGGCCUGGACAUGUACUGGCUUAAGCAGGGGGACACGUCUGGCACUGCAGGAUUUGAGUCCCUGGUGGCGUAGUGUGUUACUAAUGGUAGGCGUUUGUUAUUUUGGUCCCAGCUCUCUGCAGGUCAUUCACUAGGUCCCCCCGUGUGGUUCUGGGAUUUUUGCUCACUGUUCUUGUGAUCAUUUUGAUCCCACGGGGUGAGAUCUUGCGUGGAGCCCCAGAUCGAGGGAGAUUAUCAGUGGUCUUGUAUGCCUUCCAUUUCCUAAGAAUUGCUCCCACAGUUGAUUUCUUCAAACCAAGCUGCUUACCUAUUGCAGAUUCGGUCUUCCCAGCCUGGUUCAGGUCUACAAUUUUGUUUCUGGUGUCCUUUGACAGCUCUUUGGUCUUGGCCACAGUGGAGUUUGGAGUGUAACUGUUUGAGGUUGUGGACAGGUGUCAUUUAUACUGAUAACAUGUUCAAACAGGUGCCAUUAAUUAAGGUAAUGAGUGGAGGACAGUGGAGCCUCUUAAAGAAGAAGUUACAGGUCUGUGAGAGCCAGAAAUCUUGCUUGUUUGUAGGUGACCAAAUACUUAUUUUCCAUCAUAAUUUGCAAAUAAAUUCAUUAAAAAUCCUACAAUAUGAUUUUUCUGGAUUUUCUUUCUCAUUUUGUCUGUCAUAGUUGAAGUGUACCUAUGAUGAAAAUUACAGGCCUCUCUCAUCGUUUUAAGUGGGAGAACUUGCACAAUUGGUGGCUGACUAAAUACCUUUUUGGAUGCAAUUUUAAAGGAAUUGAUGGAGAGUGACUGCGACAGUGCUUGCCAGUGGAUUGAUUUAAGAUGGAUUUAAAGCAACGCUAUUUGAGUGAUAGGCUGUUUUAAAACUCUGCAGCUGCAAUAAAUAAAAAAAGUGACCCCCUGAAAGCCAGAUUGAGAUGUGUAAAUUAGAGUUAUGGAAAGAUUUAGCAAAGGUGACUUAAACUAGUUCCUGGUGCUGAGCUUGAUGUUGAUGCCGCUGCACAUGUUGAUGGGAUCGGUCUCUGUAGAAAUGCAUAUGCCGUUCACGUUAGCCUCUGUGUUAGUUACCUUAGUAUCUCACUGUUAGCUGGCUAACUUAACAUAGCUAAAGUUAGCUUGCAAAGUUACAGAUCACAUCGCCAGAUAGCAGCUGGCUAAUUUACAUUACAUUAUACUUUCUUUAGUUUAGAUACACUAAUUUAGUUCGCUAGCUAAGUUCGCUAGAAACAUUACCUCUGCUUGUCUUCUUAUUAAAGUAACCGAUUAAAUGUUUCCUCAGCUCCUGUGCUUGCAGAUCCAGGUACACAAUGACUAAACUUUACAGUUGUUGACACAAAAUAGUUAUAAUAUAGUUAUAGUUGUUCGCAGGCUUAUGUUUUAGGAACGAGUGGCUGGUCCAGUGAGUAACAUUAGCUACCUGUUGACACCCACUCUCAAACCGAUCCACCUCGACAGAGGCGGUACCGUGUACUGAAAUCGCUAUGAAUUCUGGAUAUUGUGGUUUUGCUUACAACUAGUGAUGCACCGAUAUGACAUUUUUGUCCAUACCAAUAUCCAAUAUUUUCCUUGCCCCCCAAAAUUAUACCGAUAUUAAACAUUUUAGCUUACUUUUAAGCAUUCUAGUACAGUUAAAUAGUUAACACACACACUAGGACGCUGCAGUCUAAGGCACUGCAUCUCAGUGCAAGCGUCACUACAGUCCCUGGUUUGAAUCCAGGCUGUAUCACAUCCGGCCGUGAUUGGGAGUCCCAUAGGGCAGGGCGUUAGCUUUGGACAAGAGGGUUAAGUAUCUGGCUAGCUAUUUAUUUUCAUGAACUGAAGUUGAAUUUCAAUAGGCGAACAAGUGGCAAUCUAGCUAAUACUCACAAGGAUUCCUAAAUCAUUGCUAAGAAUAAUGAAAAUGACUGCAGUUUCUAUUGGUCAUUGUUUUCAGGAUGGUUGUAUUGGUGCUAGCUAAGUACCAAGCUACAGCUAGCUACCCCAGAAGUUGCGGUCGAACAAAUUAUUCUUUAUUACCAACGCGGUAUUGUAAAACGCAUUGUUUGUGGCCGGUGUUUGCCGACUUUUUUGUACAGCUUUGACAGUGCUACUGUAUCUUUUCUGACAUGCAAAGACCCAAAUGGCGUUCCAUAGUAUGUAUGUCGUGAAGCUAAUAGCGGGGACGCUAUUACUGUGUAACUCCGGUAGGGCAACAUCUGAAAAAUAGCGCACUUGGUGUGUACCGGUGCUCGACCAGUCGGCGAAAGCCAACAUCACCCAUGACAGAGAACGGUUGAUUAAGGGCAAUGAAUUCCAUUAUCUUGGCUUUAAUGGAUUUCGCCUUUGAGUUGUCUCGCUGAAAUUUUGUUACUCUUUCAAAUGACUGCUUGACUGCUCGAUCCACACAGCAGGCAUUGUGGGCUAGGUUAGGAAUGCUGUGUUGCACGUGUAGCGCAAAAUUUUACUUGGCGUCAUUACUUCAUGUACCUUCCUAUAUAUCGAUAUGUGCGGUAGCUUUGACGUCGGUUUUUAACAUAAGCGUUAAACUAGACUUCGGGCCGAUACCGAUGCUGCCAUUUUUUAGCUAAUAUCGGCCGAUUCCGAUAUGUUCACCGAUAUAUCGUGCAUACCUACUUACAACCAGGAAAUGUAGAUGGCCCUUUUCUACCGAUGAGAUGCAGAAACACUCAUAUUUGUUUUUAUUGAGGAAAUUCCUGAUUUUUAUGACAGAUUUACAUGUCAAUAACAUAUUAAUGAUAUACAUUUACAGUGAAAGAGCAGCCACUGCAAGUAGUUGCAAAGUUGCUAAUUAGUUAAAAUGCUUAAGUUGUCUCUGACAUGAUUCGAAAACGCAAACUUUGGGUUGUUAGACAUUACCGUUAGGCCUAUACGGCUACCCAUCCUCCCCAACUACCCAACCUCCUUUCGUUUAUGUCUUAAGUAACCAACCAUUCGGUGACCGUAUUACUGCCACACCGGCGGUCACAAGUCAUGAAGGCAGUCAAAUUCCACAUGACCGUUUAGUCACUCUAAUUAGGCUUCUACAAGCUCUGAUGCUGCUGAUGGUCAUUUAGUAGCCUACCAAACUUGCUAACUGCCUAGUACUCAGCACUUUAUUGUCCCUCUAAUCACUCUGAAAAAAUGAAAAUGCAUUCGAAAAUCAAAUCAAACACUUCAUGAGCUCAUGUUGCACAACAUUUCUAUAGGCUAUGCAAUUGCGAGAACAGAGUGAGAACAGAGUGAUGGCCACUAAUAAAAAGACGAGGAUCCCAUCAGCUUUCUAUAGGCUAGGCCUACUAUUUUUAUUUCUCAACUUUCCUAAUAUUAAGCACAUUGCUUAUAUUUACAACAGGAGUAUAGCCUACCUGGCUUGCAUAAAAAUAAACCACAGGGAAAAGCGUCCUCCAUUCGCUAUUUAAGUGCACUUGUAUUUUUUUCCGCUGCCCCUGUUUCGAUACAGAUGCGUGAUAAUGGUCCAUUCUAAAUCAAAACAAAUGUCUCACAUAUAUUAUUUUGUAUAUGUAAAGAUGAGAUUAAGUCAAGAAUAGUAUGAUGGGUGACAAUAUUAGCCUAUCACUUGUUAAUUAUAUAUUAUCACUUGUGAAUGAUGCCCAGCAUAAGAAGCAAUGUCAUUUUUUGCAACUUUUUUUGAAUCGUUGUCGCACACUUCAUGUAGCCUAGCUCAUAGGCCUACGUUUUAAUAAGGUUUGUAUCACAAAUAAAGUGGCCAAAUAACAUGUUAUAAUUAAGCACAUUUGGGGAAGAUCCUUUUCAGCAUAAAAAUGGUACCUUUUAUAAUAAAAGCAUUACAUGCAUAAUCACAUUUGCGGUCACUUUUGAUAAUGGUGUAUUCCCGCAAAUGGAACAUUUGUGCUUAUAACCUACUACCAUGUGCAUAUUGCUGCGCUUAUAAUGUGAAGAAAUAUUCUAAUAGUUUAUCAACAUUUUAAAGUAAACAUUCUGAUCUGUUGCGUCAGCAACAUUGCAUACAACUGUUUUUUAGAUGCUGGUGGUUAUAUUCAUUUGGGAUCUAUCGCAUCCCACAACUGUCCCAGACUAUGUUUGGAAUAUUUAUUACUCCCACAGAUAAGAAUAGGUUGACUUUUGUACAAUGGGGGAUAGUAGAUUGACAUAGGCUAGUGCUUUUGCUGUUCGUUAGGCCUGCUCAUCUUGUUGGCUGACAACGUAAAUAUGGACAGUUCUUCCAACAUCUUCAAUAUGCACCUCGGGAAUUGGAUAAGGACGCGUGCAGUUGCUUCCCUGAUGUGUCCGUCUUCACUUGUAGCCUGUGAGAAAGACCCGAUCGCGUGACUGAGUGCCAUCUGAUUGCGCAGCACACUCAGGGAGAAGGGCACAACGCAGCACUCCGGGCCACAAAAGGCACAGAUUUUUUUCGGUUGCAUUACUGCCACAAAGAGGAUGCUGCAGUGAAAUUCGAGGCAUUAUAAAGGGCUUUGUGAAAUUGUGAACGAGAGACUAUUGGAGUGUGUACAGACUGCGCAAAAAAACAAAGCAGAGCAAAGCUAAACAAAGCAGAACUCAUGCCUUUCAAGACUUUAAAAAAAUCAUCAGUCGCAUCAUGCAACCUUACAAUGUAUUAAAAAUCAAAACAUAUAGCCCAACAUUUGUAUCACAACUAAAGUUAAUAACUCUAAAUUAAGCAUAUAGGAGUAUCUAUUUCUUUGUUACCCACUCAACACAGAAUAUCCGCAUGUGCGCACUCCCUCAUUGUUUGAAGAAAAUAUAUUUUAUUCAGCUUUGUUCAAUUGUAUUCUUCAUACUAUAAAAUAAUGGCACGGAAUUAUAAGCAAAUCUUGUCUGCUAAAUUUUCUAAAUUUUCUUCAUAUCAUGCAUCUUUAGACCUGUCUAAAAUAAUGGAUUUAUUGUGAAGGUGUAGGCUAUAUUACAUGGAUUUAUUUGACUUUUUCAAAUGGCUUGUAGGCCAGGAGAUGCUAAAUUUGUUUUAUUUGUUUUAACGGUCAAUUACCGUGAGACCGACCAGUUACAGGCUUGACAAUCACCUGCUGACAAAUUUUCGUGACCGCCACAGCCCUAGUAGUGAUGAGGUUCAUAAUGACCUUAGAUGGCCCUGUCAUGUUAGCACAAUGGGCUUCCUCAUCUAUGAAAAUCACUCACCAGCCACCACACCAAGCCCUCAGCAUCACCACAAUCAUCCACACGCACUAACCCUCUCUGCACCUUUGUAAAUUUAACAAAUGCCCUCUUCUCCACUCUGUGCUGGUGCUAUUUUUAUCCCAAUGCCCCUUUCCCACUUAAUAUGCUGUGUCCCUUUGGCGACACAUGAUAAAAGAAAGGAAACAACUUUUAUUAGUGCAUUAGUUGCCUGCUUGAUUUGAAAUUGUUUAUCUCUGUGCUUCCAAUUUCAGAGGGAAGAAAGAUCUCAAAGACCAGACUGACUACCUGCUGAACUUUGCCAACAAGACAAACACGUUGGACCAUGUUGACCAUCCUGGCUGCCGGGUCUGUCUUCUUCCCAGGCCUGUUCGUGCUCUCCAAGCAAUGCCUCAAGCACAUCCCUGCACUGAGGUGGAGCGAAGGGGAUGCGGUCAUAGUGUCAGCCAGGUUGGUGUCCUCUGUUCAGGCGAUCAUGGCCUCCUCUGCUGGUUACAUCAUUGCCUCCUCCUGCGAUGACAUCAUUGAGGAUCAGCAUUGGCUCACCAGCGCCUACAUCCUCUUUGCCGUGCCCUACUUUGUGUACGACAUCUACGCCAUGUUCAUGUGCUACUGGUACAAGCUGCGCAUCAAGGGUCAUGAAGGGGACAGCGGCGCCAAACCCCUGGGUGCGGCCCUGACCAGCUACCUGCGGCGUGAAUUCCUCAUGGUACUCCACCACGUCGUCAUGGUCACCGUGUGCUUCCCCGUCUCUGUGUUCUGGCGACAGGGCAAGGGGGAUUACUUCCAAGGCGUCAUGUUCUUGGCAGAAGUCAGCACUCCGUGGGUCUGUUUGGGAAAAAUCCUCAUCCAGUACAAACAGCAACACACUCUCCUGCACAAAGUGAAUGGGGCUACUAUGCUGGUCACUUUUUUCACCUGUCGAGUCCUCCUCUUCCCUUUCCUCUACUACGCGUAUGGCAGGUACGCGUCCAUUCCCCUCCACAUGGUUCCUUUCAACGUGCCCUGGCAAGUUAACCUGGGCGCAGCUAUGCUCAUGGCCCCCCAGGUCUACUGGUUCUCCCUCAUUUGCCGAGGGGCCCUGCGACUCUUCACUGGCUCUUCCCGCUCCCGGAGGCCCCCGGUCACUGCCAAGGAUGACUUGGACGGACAGGCGCCGUCCCAGCCCGCCAAUGGGUACAGCACUCAUGCCACAGAACAAAAGUCAGACUCUCACUGAGAAGUGGGCGGGAGGGUGAGAGGUAAGGAAGGUGGUGAUAAUGUACCGGUGGGUGAAGUUGAAAGGGAAAGAAAGGUAGUGAGACUUUGAACAAGCGUAAAAAAAGAAAUGCUUCAAAUUGUACUGUCUUUGUUGCCAGAAUCUAUACUCAAUACCGAUAUUCUGCUUAUGCGAAUAAAGGAAUUGAAGGGAGCGUUUGCACAUUUGAACAGCACACAACAUAUGCAUCAGAAGCUAUUGUUCCCCCUGAUGCACGUUGAGAAUGGAGAGAGAUUAGCCUGAAAGAAGUAUAGCAAGUGAGAGGUGGAGAGCGUCCUCGUGUAGAUCAAAUGAAAUCCUGUCUGCCUAGGAGGUAAGUUAGCACAGGAGUUAGGAAUGUAUUAUACUGGUAUGUUUAGUACAUUGCUUUAGAUAGGCCUAAUUCGGCUUAGUAACAAGAAACGACCUCGCCAAGCAGUAUUUUGACUUGUUAGUAUUUAUCUGUAUCCUUUGUACUCUUAACAAAUGUGACUAGGGUGGAAGGGAGGUAACCUAAUAAGACUAUUAUGCUGCCUUAUCUCAAUUGUUUGUGUGUGUACUACAUUUUAUUUAUUUUAAUGUGGAAUAUUUAUUUUUUCCUUGGAUUGAAAAUGUGACAAGUGUUCUUACCUUCACGUUGAUUUGGAUUGUAGUUCUGUUUCUGAUCUCCCAUUCUGUGUUUUUAUUUUUUAUCCAUUUUGAUCUCCAGUAGUUCAGGUAGCAAAUGCAUGAAUCAUUUUGCCUGUUGGCAGUUAAACUCUGCCGCCUUGCAACAGUGUUAUUUUUUUCAGUGUAGAGAAUGUAAUUUUAAGGAACAAAAUGAAUGGCCAAUUUUGUGGGCCUUUGGGUUUCUAUGCCCUACUUGGGUCCUUAACUUUUGACUGAGUGGUAAUUGAAGCAUAUUAGGUAAAUGAGUUAGUGCCAGUGCAACAACAAAAAAGCAGCCCUAUUUAUUCCACAUACUGUCAUUCAUUGGCUGACGUUACACAAGUAUUCUGCCCAAUAAUAUUUAAUAAAAAAAUCAAAAACGUGUUUUAUUAUCACUGCUGUAAUUAGUGAAUUGCAUAAAUCGACCAGAAUAGAAUCAAUACACUGUCUUGGUAGCAUUUAGUAUAGGUUGACCUUUCUAAAGCUCUUGAAACUGCUUUAGGAGUCUGUUUCCACUUCUUCAGUUUCUUAUUUGUACUGAGCAAAUUUAAUUGAGCCACUGGUUUCAGGAGCCCUAUUCACUCAGAAAACAUAACUAUACUUUCCUGAAUAUGGAAAUAAAAUACUAGGAAAACAAACAGUCCAGUAACCUUGGAUGCAAGAAAGAUGGGACAAUAACGUCUAGACGGCGAUAAACUAUACCUUUGUUCUAUAUGUUUAUUGGUUAGUGGUUCUUGCCAUUGGGGGAAAAAUGCAUUUCAAUUGAUUUACUGUAUAUGCUUAUUUUAUUUAUUUGUGGUUUUGAAUUGAAUGCAUAUUUAUGCAUACAUAUUAAUGUACCGUAUAAACUUCUGAGCCUUAUGUGAAGGCUAUAUUGUUAACUCAUAGCUAAAAUAUACUCCUGUU